Messenger RNA from Sphenostylis stenocarpa, 612 nucleotides. Lineage: Eukaryota; Viridiplantae; Streptophyta; Magnoliopsida; Fabales; Fabaceae. The record is from the annotation of a GenBank genome assembly.
AUGGGCUUACCAGCUCUUGAUCGGUACAAAGGACGAUGCUAUCACAUCGAGCCCGUUGCUGGGGAAGAAAAUCAAUAUAUUGCUUACGUAGCUUAUCCCUUAGACCUUUUUGAAGAAGGUUCUGUUACUAACAUGUUUACUUCUAUUGUCGGUAAUGUAUUUGGGUUCAAGGCACUGCGUGCUCUACGUCUGGAGGAUUUGCGAAUCCCAACUUCUUAUAUUAAAACUUUCCAAGGUCCGCCUCAUGGCAUCCAAGUUGAGAGAGAUAAAUUGAACAAGUAUGGUCGUCCCCUAUUAGGAUGUACUAUUAAACCUAAAUUGGGGUUAUCCGCUAAGAAUUAUGGUAGAGCGGUUUAUGAAUGUCUUCGUGGGGGACUUGAUUUUACCAAAGAUGAUGAAAAUGUGAAUUUCCAACCAUUUAUGCGUUGGAGAGACCGUUUCUUAUUUUGUGCUGAAGCAAUUUAUAAAGCACAGGCUGAAACAAGUGAAAUCAAAGGGUAUUACUUGAAUGCAACUGCGGGUACAUGCGAAGAAAUGAUAAAAAGAGAUGUAUUUGCCAGAGAAUUAAACACUGAACGGUUAAGAAAGUUAGGAACAGAGGGUGGGGUUUGA